AUGACUAAAUCAUCAUGGGAUCCCGAAGCAUGGAGUGAACGUGAUGUCCGAACACAUGCCUAUCUGAUGAUGGCUGCGUGGGGAUUCUUUCUCCCUGUCGGGUUGAUUACACAAUCCCAUCUCAGAAGUCGGUUGAGUUGGGAACAAAGAAAGUUUGGGAACCAUUGUCACAUGUCUUCCAUGACGAUUGGUGUGAUCUUGGCGCUCGUAGGCUUUGGGUACGGGCAUCAUCAUUUGACGACUUUUUCGAGAGAUCCGAAAUACAUGUCGUCAUAUGUCAUGGCGCACGCUCUGAUUGGAACUAUUGCCACUAUAUUGAUGGCCAUUGAAGUUAUUUUGGUCGGAUUAUUGGUAGGGACCACUAAGUCUCAAGAGGAUCGCUAUGAAGAGUGGCCCAUGUGGCGCAAGGUCGGCCAUGCAUCGCAUCGUGAUUUGGGAUUCAUUUCCUUGAUAUUAGCAUUUGUUACGUUGGAAGCGGGGACACACAUCAGUAGCAUUACUGGGAGAGGUAUUGAGAAGACAGUGUCGACCAAAGACCAAGACUAA
Cylindrotheca closterium is the source of this 546-nucleotide messenger RNA. Lineage: Eukaryota; Bacillariophyta; Bacillariophyceae; Bacillariales; Bacillariaceae. The record is from the annotation of a GenBank genome assembly.